AAGAAUACAAAACGCUACGGGCGGCUAUCAGUUAAGAUGAUCACAAUACCAGAUCAGAGCAUUGCUCGUCCUGCGUCCCUUUGUAGCAUCAUGGCCUGGAUGAAUUAUCUCCUCUACUCUGCCGGUGCCAUCGUAGCCAUCUUAUCCUUCCUCUUCGCCCAGUUGCUCCGCCUCAAGUUCACCGAGGCGCGGCAACCCAUCUUCGAAAAAGUAGACUCGGUUCAUCCGUCACCUUACUGGUGUCCGCCCACAUUUGCUAGAAAUGUCACAAAAUCAAUCUGGUCUACGCAGAGAUUCGCGACUGAGGGCUAUCUAAAGUUCAGCAAAGCUUUAGACCGCCCGUUUGCGCUGCUCACAACAUGGGUGGGCGGCAGCACCGUCCUGGUACUGCCACCGUCCAAGAUACCCAUGCUCACCCGGCCAGACAAGAUGAAGGAUGGCAGCGAGUGGACCAAUCUCCAUGGUCUCAUCGCAACCACUCAGUUGGCCUAUGUCAUCGACGAUGCCAACAUCUAUGAGAACGUUCUACACUUUGACGUGGUGCGUCGGAACAUGGCCCACAGAGACAUGAACCGCCUGGCACCCGUGACGGCCGACGAGAUUGAGCAAGGCUUCCUUGACUCGUGGGGCACCGACACCGAAUGGAAAACCAUCAAUGGCUGGGACGGCACUGGGAAGAUCAUCUCUCGCGCCGCACAGCGCAUCCUGAUUGGACUGCCCUUGAGCCGCGAUGAGAAGAUGCUCGAAACAUCGCGCCUCUACGCGACUUCGUUGCUCGUGGGCGGCGCCAUCAUCAACUGCUUCCCACCCUGGAUGCGCUGGGUGGCAGCACCCGUCAUUGCAUUACGCGCCCGGUACUAUCAAUCAAAGUAUGUCAAGAUGCUAGUGCCUGUGGUGGAAGAGCGCAUCGUCCUGUUGAAUCGAGGCCAACAGGAAGGCCCGGAUGAUUUUCUCCAAUGGAUGCUCCAAAUGUGUGCCGACAACCCCGAACAGCUCGAAGCCGAACGCAUAGCCUUGCGCGUAGCGAGCCUCCUCACCCCUCUGAUCUUCGCAAUCUGCUACGUCUUUUCCUCGUGCAUUCUCGACAUCCACAGCAGUCCCUACAGCGCCGAGAUCCUAGCUGGCCUCAAGGAAGAAUGCACGCGCGUUUCCGCCGAGCACGGCGGGUUUCACACCAGCGCCGCCGUCGACGCGCUGAAGCGAUGCGAUUCCGUCUUGCGAGAAUCAAUGCGCGUGUCUGACGUCCAGGUCACCAACAUCUUCCGCGACGUCACAGCCGGCGAGAUAGAUCUCGGCAACAAUCUCCGCGUCGGACCAGGCGUGCGCAUGUUAUUCCCCACUCAAGACAUCCACAUGGAUCCGGAUAACUACCCGGACCCGAAGAAAUUCGACGCUUUCCGCUUCUCCAGGCCGUUUGAAAACGCAGACAUCAAGGCAGAGGGUGAACAGCUGCUCAUUGCCACGCCGACACCGACCUUUAUGCCGUUUGGGUAUGGCAGACACGCUUGCCCUGGAAGGUGGUUCGCGGCGCAGUCUAUGAAGCAGGCUUUGGCGUAUCUUGUGCUUCAUUACGAUGUUGAGUUGGUCGGGCCACCGCCGAAACGCUGGGCGUUGCUAAAUAUGAUGAUUCCGCCUGUAGAUGCAAAAAUCAAACUGCGCUGGAAGGCAUGA
Molecule: messenger RNA, 1671 nt
Organism: Periconia digitata
Lineage: Eukaryota; Fungi; Ascomycota; Dothideomycetes; Pleosporales; Periconiaceae
Source: the annotation of a GenBank genome assembly